Molecule: messenger RNA, 15634 nt
Organism: Lymnaea stagnalis (great pond snail)
Lineage: Eukaryota; Metazoa; Mollusca; Gastropoda; Lymnaeidae
Source: the annotation of a GenBank genome assembly
GUUCAAAUGGACAUCCGGUUUCCUUUCCAGUGCGCCGUAACGCUUUUGUGUACUAUCAACAUUACAUUUACUCAAAACACUGUUAAAAAAUAAAACAAACUGGUACAAUGGGUGCUGAAGAUGAAGUUCUUAAGAUUGGUAAAAAGUUAGAAAGGCUCAUUUCAAGUGAUACGACAGUGAGUUCAUUCAAAAAUUUGCAUUAGAUGUCUUUUGCCUGCUAUUUAGUAUUUUACUUAAGAGUUAAGAGGCUAGGCCUAGGCCUAAGCCCAAGUCCUAAGCCUAAGCUUACACUUAACACUUAUGCUACUUAGACAGACUAUGACUGUACUAACUACUAAGCAAAAUUAGUACGUUGCUUAAAACUUGUUCAGUGGCGCCUAAGUCUACUUCUGAAUUUAAUUAGUAUAAAUUUAAAUUUUACUAGCUUUUCAAUGCUAAUACUAAUAUUAUCCAGGCUCCUGACUAGGUACUUUGGUAAAAAAUUUAAACAUUUUGUAAACGAAGUGGAUGCGUACACCGCGGCGGUGUACCUAGAAAAACCAUCGACUUUGGCCUGCGUAAACUGCGGCGGUGUACCUAGCGAAAUCGUGGGCUUUGGCCUGGGUACACCGCGGCAAAAAUUUACCAUUGGCCUGGUUUUAAGAAACGAAGUGUCUACACGUCCGGCGCGCCGGACGUGUAGUGCGCAAGAUACACGUCCGGCGACUUGUCACGUGACCGCCGGACAUGGCCGGACGGCUAGUAGUUUUUAUAAUUCCAAACGAAGUACGAUUUAGUACAUCUUGUCUGGUCUUGUGGUAGAGUGGUUGCAUGACGAUAGGAAUGUUUGAGGAUCUAUACCGGGGAUAGGGUCGUUUUUUUUCUUCCCAUUUUAAUUAAAAUAUUUUGUAUAUAUUUAUAUUAUCAUGUUCCUCUGCAACAGUAGUUUCAUGAGAAGUUUUUAAAUAUUUUGUAGCAAUUGAAAUAAUUUAAAAUGAAAUCUUUAACUUUUAUUGGUUGCCACACUGGCCCCUAAUUUAUUUUAUGGAUUACUGGUACACAAAAAAUAACAAACUAAACAAAAAUGUUUACAAGCCACUUUCACUUAAGUUUCUUUUUCUAUUAUUUGCAUUCAAGAUACUCAGUACAUUACUUGGUAGAGAAAUAGAUUUUAAAAUUAACAAUAGUUUUGAAUUAUUCGCAGUCACGUGACAAGGCUGACCGACACGAUAUCUCUCGCCACUUUGUUACGGCGGUCAUGUGACUUGGUCGCCGGACACAUAGUGCGGGAGAUAGACGUCCGGCGCGCCGGACGUGUAGACACUGCCUUUAAGAAAAGCCCGUUAGAUAAGAUCUUGUCUGGUCAAGUGGUAGAGUGGACCCAUGGCGAUAUUAUAUUUUGAGCUCAAUUCCCAGUAGGGGAUCCAGUUUUUUUUCUUCCCAUUUUAAUUAAAAAUAUUUUAUAUUUAAAUUAUCAUGUUCAUUUGCAACAGUAGUUUCCUGAGAAACUUUUUAAUAUUUUAUGGCAAUUUAAACAAUUUAAAUUAAAUAUAUGCUAUAUUCAGAUUAUUAACUGAUUAUUAAGUGUAACAACAAGUUGUGCUGGCCUUUGACUUUGAAAAUACAGGUAAUACUAGUAAUAUGAGUAUGACAUUAGAAAACAAACUGAAAGUUUCUGAAAGCGCAUGUAUAGUGUAUGUAACAUGUAUAAGUAUAAGAGAACAAUUUUGAAUACUAAGUGAUAUUGUAUUGUAUUUCAACAUUCUUCUUGUAGUUGAUAUUUACAUUUUACUUUACGAACAUUUAUUUUAUCAAGAAUAUCAUGUGAAUAUUAAUGUGCAUGGUCGUGUUUCCAGAAUGGCAUGGGAUGUGCUAUUCUCAGGUAAAACACAACGUUUUCUCACAGAAACCAUUGCACAAUGCGCUUGGACAGGAUUUGCGCUAUUUCAAAGUUUUAUUAAUUUGUGGUUUUUUGCAAAGAAAUCGAUCCUUGCCGGGGGAGGGGGGUGAUUUAUGGGCAGAGGUUCAAUGAAAAUGGGGGGCCUACACAAAUCAUGGCUCUGGAUAGGGGUUGUCCACAAAGGACAUCCGCACAAAAAGCUUACCUUUUGCAUCCCCCCAACCCGGAGAGGGGGUGCUGAUGUCCGCCGGCAUUUUUUACUUAUGUGUAAUGCUAUUUUAAAACUAAUUCAAUGAUAUUUAAUUAUUGCUAAAAGACUUUUAACAAUUACUGCAGUGUUUCGUAUUGAUCAUCAUACUGUUGUUGUGUGUUGACAAUCGCUUGAUAAAACAAUGACAAUGCCUUGGACAACUUUAACUUCACGACUUCAUGAUCAAUGAAUGUGAUUCUCUUCCCGUAAUGUAUUUGUGGCGUAAUUAUAUCUUGGUGCUAACAAAAUGGAUACACUGGCUUCCCAUUCAUUUUUACACCAAUGUAAAACUAAUUUAAUGAUAUUUAAUUAUUGUUAAAAGACUUUUAACAAUCACUGCAGUGUUUCGUAUUGAUCAUCAUACUGUUGUUGUGUGUUGACAAUCGCUUGAUAUCACAAUGACAAUGCCUUGGACAACUUUAACGACUUCAUGAUCAAUGUAUGUGAUUCUCUUCCCGUAAUGUAGCCUAUUUGUGGCGUAAUUAUAUCUUGGUGCUAACAAAAUGGAUACACUGGCUUCCCAUUCAUUUUUACACCACGCUCCGAGUGAUCACAUACAAUGUUAUUAUUAUCAUGCCUGCCACCACCCCCCCAAAAAAAACAAUGGAGGGGGGGGGGGGUUGGUGGGGAGAAUAAUUUCAAAUUAGCUACCCUUUUUAUGCCUAUUAAGAUUCACAAUCAUAGGAUAAAACUUUAAUAAUUAAUAAAUAUAAUUGUAUUUCAAUACAUGGGGGGAAAUAAAGUGGUUAACUUUAUAAAAAUAAAUCAUGGUUUAACAUUACACCCCCAGCCCCCUCCCUUCCAAUAAGUAAGAAAUGCUCUACAAAUACUUAGCCACAUAAGUUAUAAGCGUGGAACUUACUCAAAAGCUUCCUCCCAAGGUACUCAACGAUUUUAAAUAAAUAGUUUCCAGUUUUAACAAGAGUAUAACAUUAAAUCUACAAGUACCAGUUAGGCCAAAAAGUUUAAGACUCGCAAAGACCAUGGUUUUGCUACUUUAAAUCGCUGCGGUGUACGCAGGCCACAGACAAUGAUUUAGCUAGGUACACCGCCGUGGUAUACGCAGGCCAAAGUAAAAAAUUUCACUAGGUACACCUAAAAAUAAACCAAUGGCAUAGUUGAAUAGAGCUAAUUUUUUUUUUUUUACAGAAUCAUAUUUUUAGCUGUUGUAGUUUUAAAAUUAUGCAUUUUUAAAGUACAACUUCGUUUGUAUGGACUGCAUCUCCACAUUCUGUGACCCGAUUCCGCUGUUCGCGCCACGAGCUAUAUAACUCUCGUUUUAAUGAUAAUUUUAUGCGACUUUUAUUUUCAGAACUAAUGCUGUAUUAAUAAAUAAUUUUAAAAACGUUAUACAAUUAUAUAUAAAUGAUAGUUUAUCUAACUAUGCACUAUGUAUGUCAAUAAAUUUAAAAUAAUUUAUAAAUAUAUAUGGCUUUUCUGUUUACCAAAUCUACAGCGUCCAUUAUACCAGUAUAUGCUAUAUAGUCUAUAUAAGGCAACGCACCCCCUAAAAUAUUGUUUGGGGUCUACUUAUUUUGAACUUUUCACUUUGACACAUGACUAAUUAACUAAAGACUAAAGCUUUCCCUGACCAUGAAACUCGAGGUAGUACUACGGCAUAGCAUUAUGCAAAUGGCUGUGAAUGGUUUCCCAUGACUUUUUGCACACGGUUAAUUCUGAUCGUUAAUAAUAUGGACUCUACCUGGUUUUUAAAGCUCAAAUUUAAACAUUCUAGUUUAAAUGUCUUCAAACUGCAUUCUGAAACACAAGCUAUCAAAUAUUUUGAUUUAUAUAGAGGUAAUGAUGAAUAUUUCCUAAGCUAAGUAUCAGCGUUUUCCCGCCAUUUAAAAGGGGGCGUGUCACUAAUCUGAAAUGGCCUAUGCUACCUUUGCAUAAUGAGGUCAACGUUGAGGAGAAUUGUGAAAAUGUUUCAUGAGCUAUCCCAAUGAAAUUUUGCACACAUGUACUUCAACAAAUUAUGCACAUAUGUACUUCAACAAAUUAUGCAGGCCUGUGAAUGUGUAGUGGAAGAGAAUUCCAUUGUUUGGGGGCACAGAAAUAUAUCCGAAAGUAAAGCAAAAAAUUGUGUGGUAAUAUAAUAUUAUACUGCAGAGAAAGGGUGUCAUUUUUUUGCGUUUUACGUCACAGUUUUAUAAUAAUAGUAUUUAAAUUAUCUGUGUUUUAGAGCUUAUAUUUUUCCAAACAUAGGGAUACCAUAUUUGCAGCAUUUAGAACUUUGUGACCGGUAACGAAAUAAUUUUUUUUUACAUCAGUAUGUACGUAAAUGCUUAUUAUUUUUUAAUGUAAAAUUCAAACACAUAGUGGUUUAGCUCAAUACUGCUUCAUUCAUGUACAAAGUUUAAUAACUUAACUUCAAUUUAAUAAUAGCAAUAACGAACAAAAGUUAUGCCUUUCGAACUGGAAUGUGUAAGAAAAUAAAAUUGUUUGUAGUCCUCAACACAAAAAAAAAAAUUAGGUUCUCGAAAAUGGUUCUUGUAACCAAUUUAAUUUAAAGAUAUUUUCAUUAUAGUUGAUCUUUAAUAAUCUGUAGAAGACUAAUCAUUUAAUAAAUGGGAGACCGUUUUACAAUAUUUUUAGAAAUCAAUAAAACCUAAUAAAAACUUGUUAUUUUUUGUUUUUUCCUAUAAAAAUCAUGAUUUUUCCAACUUUUCUGUUGAUGCUUUUUCUAAAAUCCCUCAAAUAAAAUUAUCCAAAAUACAAAGUCUUAAUGUUUUGUUGUUCAUUGUGUUGUAUAUUGCAUUGAGAAUGUCUCCUGAAAAUUUGUUGGCAUUAUCUUUUAAUUUUUAAAAUAAAAAAGUUGUGGACAAAAAAAAGGCAGAAAUGUGUAAAGUUGGGAACUAUUUUUUUUCCCCGUUAAAUACAAAUAAAAAAAAGUGGGGUUAAAAAAUUCACCAAAAAAAAAAAAAAAUCAUAACUUUAUUUCUAUAAAAGAUAGAAAGAUGAAAUUGGUGUUUUGCAAAGCUUCUAGCUAGCCCUUUAAUAUCAUUUGUGGCAAUUGGACUAUAUUCAAAAUUUUUGUCAUUACAUGGUUUUGUUUAUUAUAUAUCAUUUCAAAGAGAAGAGGAUGCUGAACUUUACUGUGUUUUCAAAUUUUUAUAAUGAGUGUUUUUGGAAAAAUUUAUCAAGUCGAAUUAAGCGAAGACUACUAUUUAAUGUCUAGUAAAUUCUCCACCAGUCAGUAUUUUCAUGAUAACCAUGGCUGAUUUUGGGUUUGUGGUAAGUCCUUCAAUGUGUUCCAUGGUAUAUAAAUCAUGGGGGCUCCCUCUGGUCAACUUCGUUCUAAAGGUCUGUAUUCAAAAGAUUUGAUUUUUAUCAUUGUGUUUACUUGAUGCAAGUAUUAGUUUUCUCAUUUUGUAUGUUUUGGGGAUGGGGUUCUGGGAUGAUUAUUUUGUUUCUUAUUUUUGAAUUAUAAGUGGGGUUUUGGGGGGUUGAUGUUCAUCAUGGGGUAUCAGCUAGGAUGUAUUUCUUUUAAAACUUAUGAGUUGAAUAUUGAUAAAAAUGAAUGAAAUUUUUUAUUUUACUUUACUUCAUAUUAACCAUAUUUUGUUGACGCGAGUAAUUCUCAGUGAAGAACGGGAAUGUUAUCACACAUGUUGUUCAGGUCCAAAAAUUGGUUUAUUCUGUGUUGAGUGUUGGGAUUCCCAAAGGGACAUCACUGCACUCAGGUUGAGACAACUCUUGUCAAAAGCCAUACCAUUAACCCAAUAUUUACAGAUAAUCGCAAGUGUUUAUGAAGGUCUGUACUUUCUGCGUGAUGCUCGCUGUUGUUCUCAAAGUUUCAGCUCCAUUAGAGUAUGACUGUUUUGACAUUUGUGUUGAAAACUCAGACUUUGGUUUGCAGAGUCAGCUUCUUUGACUCCCAUAUUUUAUUUUAUAGCACAAAUGCUGACCUAGCCUGUCUGAGUCUAACCCUGAUAUCUGUUUAUGUCAAUGGUGCUGCCUAUGUGAAGGCCUCCAUUUCUUCCAGUGCAUUUCCUGCCAGAGAGAUAUGCUCUUGGUUGGCUAAGUUUACCUUCGUGAUUUUUUCUUGCUUUUGUUUACAUUGAGUCCGAGCUGUGCUGAAAUGGUGGUUAUGUCUUUUGCCUUUUCCUUCAUUUGUUGCUGGUUGUGUGACAGAAGUGCAAUGUCAUCUGCAAAGUCUAGGUAAUCCCAGGGUGUCCACCAUAUCCUGUUCCUCUUUUUGUCUGAUUUUUUUCAUUAUCCAGUCAAUGGCAAAGAUGAAUAGAAAGUGGGGAUAAGAAACAUCCUGGUCUGACUCCUGAUUCCACAUAAAAAGCAUCUGUAAGUCUACCGUCUUGUACCACCCUGCAUUUCAUUUCUUCAAAAGAACUCUGAAUGAUCCUGAUUAGCUUUUCUGGCAACUCAUAAUGCUGGAGAAGUUUUCACAAGGUUUGUCUGUCCAGGCUAUCAAAGGCCAUUUCAUAGUUGAUAAGAUUCUGAGACUAUAUUGUACUAUAUUGGGAGUUCCAGUGUAACCAGGCCUGUUAAAAGCAUCCAAUUAUCUACGAGAAUGGGCAGAUAAAUUUUCCCACCACCCUACCCCAACAAUUUUUUUAAAGUUUCAAAAGAGUGGCCUAUUGCACAUGAUGACUACAUUUCCUCCAUUGAUACCAAGGAGUGACAGCUUUCUCGAAAAUUAUCUGCCCACAUUUUAUUGUAGUCACUUCUAUAUUCUCUUAUAUGUCUCAAUUAACAGAGUUAUCCCAAAAUUAUCUGGAAAAAAUCAUAACUUUCUUUAGAAUUGACACUGUUAACAAAUUUUUUUAAUGCAGCCUUUGACAUGUUGGUUUACUCCUGCUGUAAAUGUAGUGUCAGCCUUGUUAUUUGUAUGAGAGUAGGACUAGAUAAUUCACAACAUUUACUUUGGGCUGGCCUUAGUGGGUGCAAUGAAUUUUAACAAUAUAAGAAAAUAAUUAAAGCCCUAAUUCUAAUGACAUUUUAUUUCACUUACUAUGAUAUGCAUAAGCUGCUAAUUAUUUAUUUCAAUAAUUUGAAUUUUUCAUUAGUUAAUUUUCAAAUUUUAAUAAAAUAAAAGGGUUUACAAAUUUUGUUGCAAUGAUAUUUUUAAGCAUUGAGAAUGACCUCACAUUCUACAUUACUGAGCAACGAUCUUGUAUCCUGACAAAAAUACUCUGUCAUCUACUCACAAUUUCACAAAGGCUAAAAAAUUACAACAAUUUAAACCAGGUUCCUAAAGGGUGUGAGGUAAAUUAAAGUGAUUAUAUGAGCAGAGAGUGUAAAUAUGUAAAUAAUCCAAAAUAAUCCACAGUGAACAAAGGAUAAAAAUAUUUAUUUAUUACAUAUCCUAUUAGUUAAUUGAAACUCAUCUUAAACAUUGGCCCUGAAAAGGACUGUACAUUUGUCUUGUCUUUGCUUCUGCAGCUCUACUCCUUAUGCCUGCAGCUACAAGCUGCAGCUCACAUGUCUGUACUCAUGACAAACUUUAACUCUUUGUUCUUAAUAAAAAUUCCCACCUUAAAUUGAACACUUGAAAAUUUUCCUCAAUCAAAUUUAUCCACCAUGAAGAUACAAACUAGACCCUAAAGGAGUGUGCAUAGACAUCUUUACAAUCACUUGCUCGCCACAUAAAAACUUAAUUUAGGUAUCUUAUUAUAUGUCUUCCACAGUACUUGGUACCAAUUUCAACUUCCAAGAUUAUCAUAUUUUUACUUUAUUAAUAUAAAACUAUCAAGACUGUCCAUGUCAACUCUACCCUCACCCUUUUAAAGUUACCUCUAGCUAGCUAUUUCAUUCUCUCGUUCCUGCCUUGUCAUUUAUGACAUAGUGUCACAAUGAGAUAGUAAAAAAAAUUGGUGUAGAAAAAUUAUUUUGUUUGGAAUUAAAUAUUAAUUUUUUUUAAAAUCCUACAGGAUCAUGCUUCAGCACUGGAUCUGUUAAAAGCAUUGCAGGAUACUAAAAUGACCCUUGAAGUCCUACAGGUCAGUAUUUAGUUCUUCAACAGUAGUGCUAUUUUUAACAUUAAAAUGAAUUUCUAACAUUAUCUGCCUUAAUGUUGUGUUUUGAUUAUCAUAAUUUUUAUCAACAUUGUGUAUCCAAGUUUGAUAUAGUUUCUACUUAAUUUCAUUAAUAAUAUUUUCCUAAAGAAUAAUGAAAUAACUGCUUUUUUUAAAAUAAAUUUUAGACAGAAAUACUUUUAUAGCAAAAUAAGCUACAACUUCCUUUGAAUUGAAUCUAUUGAAUUAUGCUGAAAUUUAUUAAAUAAUUUCACACAUUUUCCUUUGAAGAAAACCAGGAUUGGUAUGACAGUGAAUAAUCUACGAAAGGCUAGCAGUAAUGAUGAAGUUGUGACAUUGGCCAAGACUUUGAUUAAAAAUUGGAAAAAAUUACUACCAGCUGGUAAAUAUAUAAAAUUCAUUUUUUUUUUAGCUGUAAUUUUUUUUGUUCUAUUUCCCUCUUUAACUGUUUGUUCAUGGAAAGUCCUAUUGCAAAUGAUGUUGGAUACAACUGUAUAGUAAAUGUAUUUAAUGUCAGAUUUGACACUUUGUUCCAUAAUGAGUAAUUAAAAUAAUUGCUUGUAAUAAACAGUAAUAUAAUAGUUACAAAAUCGGAAGAAGUUUAUCUUAAUGACUUUCUGUCUAUUUUUCUAUAAAAUUAAAGACAGUCCUGGUGGCCUUAGUCGCUCCAGUUCCAGAUCCUCAGGAGAUGCAAGCAGUCAACGAAUGGAUGAAACCUCCAAUGAUGGUACUGAUGAGGGGAAAUCGGAUGCUGAUAAAGAUGGCAGCUCAGGCCAAAGUAAAACUCAUAACACCACAGAUGCUGUGAGAAUUAAAUGUAGAGAGCUUUUGUCAGCUGCUCUUCGAGUGAGUGGUAAGUAUUAUUGCAUUUGUACAAUAAUAAUGUUCCUUAAAUAAACAAUAUUUUUAUAUAAAAUUAAAGUUUGGUAAUAUAUAUAACUUUGAAAACCAACCAUUAUGUUUUCUUCCACCUCAAAUUAACUUAAAAUAUUUAAGGGAAACAUUUUGAGAUUUGUUAACAUCAAAAGAUGUAAUAAAAGAGUUUCCUUUGUGUGCCAAAAUUUAGAAACUGUAUAUACUAUUGACUAGUGUAUAAAUCAUACAUUAUUUAGUCAUAAACGUCAUCGUAAAAUGUAACGUUGGCUUAUCCAUAGGUCAGUGGUUGUUUCCAUAUAAUUUUUUACAUUUAAUGUGGGGCAAUAAAAAAAAAAAGUAGCACUAUGUUGAUCCAGAUACUGGGUAAACACACAAUAACAGCUGUUGAUGCUUGACUGAAAUCCAGUACCAAGCUAACGGCUGAAUCCAUCAGCCUUUAUCAUUGGAAGGAGAGAGGACACUGAUAUAAAUUGCGGGGAAUUCACUUGAUAUAACCGACCACGAGAGAGUGUAGGCCUAAUGACAUAUACCAAUAGUUUAGUAUACAGUGCAGUGAUUGCUGCUUGGUAAAAUCUGACAAAAUUAUAAAACUCACAUAGCCCCAAGUUUUACCCUUGACUUAUCCAUGAGUAUGUAUCAUAUUUUAUAAUUGUUGGUCAAAUUUUUUUUUUUCUAGCGCUGAAACACUUUCUGAUAUUUGAAAACUUUUCUAUUUUUUUUCCUGUUCAUAUGAAUGGGUAUAGUCACUACUGAAAAGAAAUUAAUAUUUGUCCCAAUUGGUAUUCUGUGACAGAUUUUAAUUAUCAUUUUUACUAGAAAUCCCUGAAGGAGCUCAUGAUCCAGAUGAGCUGGCUGCCUCUAUUGAAGAUGGUGAGCUGAUUCACAAUUUAACUUUUUUAUUUAUUUGUUAUGAAAGUUAGAGAUAUAUAACUUAUCAGCCACAUAAAUAUUUGUAAGCAACUUGCUGUUCACCCUAAUUCACCGCAUGCUUACAUUUUAAUCCAAAAAUAAUUUGUUUAGAGUUGAAAAGCAUUUUAGUUUUAAAGCGGUUGCUAAAAAUGUUUAAAAAUGCUGUUUCCCUUGGACAGGUUUUAUAAUUUCUGUAAUUAAAAGUUAAUUUAUUUAAUCCAUUGAAUUUUGCAUUGUUCCAUUAAGGGGAGUGUAUAAAUUAUAUAAAUUAGCAGUCAAAAUAUUUUAGCAGCUGUUUAAAUUCUUAUUUAAAAGAAAGUUCAAAUACAUUUGAUAAAUAAUUUAGGUAUACCAACUUACUUAGUUCACCUUUUUUUGUCAGCCAUUUUUGAGGAGUUCGGUAAUACAGAGAUGAAGUACAAAAAUCGAGUGAGGAGCCGAGUUGCCAACUUAAAAGACUCCAGAAACCCGCAACUUCGACAGAAUGUUCUUAUUGGUCUCAUCUCAGCCCAGAAAAUUGCAGCUUUGACUGCAGAAGUAAGUGUGCUGUACAUUUGAGCUAUAUCAAACGAAUAAAAAUAUGUUAGUGAUAAUUAUUCAAUUUUUUGCAUAAUUCUUUAUUUGCCAAUUAAUUUAAAAAAAGGAACAUGUGACUAUUAUUAAUACAAAAUGUGAAUCAGCUCAAAUUUCAGUAUUUUGAAAAAUAAAUUCUCUUAAAAUGAAUUUGGUAAUAUAAAUUUUAAAAAAUUUCUUAUGAAUUUAUUUUUGUUUUCUUCAGGAAAUGGCUAGUAAAGAAAUGAAACAGCUACGUGAAAAGUUAACAAAGGAAGCUAUUAAUGACCACCAAAUGGCCAAGACUGGAGGAACAACAACUGAUCUCUUCAAGUGUGGCAAAUGUCGUAAAAAUAAUUGUACAUACAAUCAGGUGAGCUAACAAGUUUUUUUUACAAAGGGUUUGGUGAUUAUGUUUAACAUUAUAAACAGACAAACUGUCAAAUGUAAAUGUGCUGUGGUGUCAAAUAGUUUUUAGUAAUUUGUAUCACCAGAAUACCCUACACUAAUAGAAAAUGAAUCCAGAGACCCAUUUAAGUAGUGAUAUAAAGAGAAUAAAUUGGAUGAGGAAUCUUAUGGUAUGAAUGUUGCAAUUCUGUGAGCUAUGUGAAUAUGACCUUGAACUUUUCACUUGUGCUACAGUAUCUUUCUUCACCUUGCACCCACACCAACUAUUAGUUCCUUUUUUAUCAUCUAAAUAAGUUUUUCAGACACGUAAAACAUUAUUAUUUCAGUCUAGAAAAUAUAAAGUUAUUUGGAUUGACAUAAAUUUAAAAAAAAAGAAGGAAAAAUUAACUGGUGACCUACAAAUUUCAUUUAUAAUUCCUUUUAAAUUGAUUAGUACCCUAUUUUCCACUACUUCAACUAUUAGAAUUUGAACUGUGCUCCUAGUGUACUAGUACUAGCUCCACCACUUAAUUAUAAAUACCAUGCAUCAUAUCAAUAAAACAAUCUUCAAAAUCACUUCCAUAAUAAAAUAAUUUAAAAAAUUUAAUUUUUUUUUUGCUUAGGCAAUAUCUGAGUUCUACAAGUUAGUUUUUACAAAAAAACAAACUUUUAGGCAGAUGAUCCGCCAUUACGACAAUUUGUGGGUUAACAUUACAGUUAGAUUUCUUACAGUUUUUCAGUGUUAGUCUUUUGUGUGUUUUUAUUUUAAAUAAAUGUGGACUGGGUUGUACUAUUAAGAUUUGAGCCCUACACUAAUUUGAGGCUCAAACUGGUGACACCACAUGUCUGUGACACCCCCCUCCCCAAUAGCUAGUUGAUGUUGGAUGAAAUGAACUAUAUUGCUGCAACACAUUGUAGUACCUUAUGAAAACUGAUGAAAUGGACUAUAAAAAAAAAAAAAAAAAAAAAAAAAAAAAAAAAAAAAAAAAAAAAAAAAAAAAAAAAAAAAGAAAAAAAAAAAAAAAAAAAAAAAAAAAAAGAUACAGCUACCAGUAAAAUCGAAAGAAGAGAAAUCACAAAAACUUGGGUUUUAUUGCUGUUACUUUCUUGUAUUGAAAAUUUUUGGAUGAUAAGAAUGUUAAAAAAGUAACCUAAUAUGAAAUUAAGAUAUUUAAAGGUGGAAGAAGACAGUAAUUUUAAUGGUGAUCAUGAGAUCGUACACAUUGUAUUUAAUAUUGCUACAAACAAGUGUAGAGGAAUUAUCUUUAAUAAUUAGAAUAACAUAUACUUGUACGAGUCAUUUUGUGUGUGUCUUAUUAAUCUAUAAGCUAUUGCUGAGGUUAGUUUAACUAAAAACGUUCUUUCCUGUGGCUCAUGCUUUGGAGCUGGAAACUUUCUGACCACCAAUAAUUUUGUUGUUUUAUUGACAUCAACAGGUCCAGACUAGAAGUGCUGAUGAGCCUAUGACAACAUUUGUUUACUGUAAUGAAUGUGGAAACAGAUGGAAGGUAAUUGAGGAUUCUGCUUUUUUAACUCUUUUUGUUUAUAUCUACCCCCAGAAAAAAUUGGUCAGUUUACUUAAAGAUGAGUUUAUAUAUGUGUUUGUUCAUCCUUAAAAUAAUAAAGUAUUAUUCAAUAAACAGUUGAUGAUGUUUCUUUUAGAAUAAAAGCUUGGCCUAUCUAAGGAUGAGUGUCAUCCUGUGCUGUCAGAACCUCCGCAGCCACCUAGGGGACUCCCUCUGUGUCAUAACAUGCUUUUUUAAAAAUAGUCAAGAACUAAUUCAAUUUGUUUUUUCAACCACAUUUUCCAAUCUUCCAGUUUUGCUGACACUGUUCUAUCACAUCCUCCUUGUUCACUCGACUGAAAUGUGGCCAGGACAAAGAUGCACAGACCAUUUCACUCUCCCACUGUUCCAUCCUAUUGGUAGUCAUGUAGUACAAAGUGCUCAAGAUUCAAUGUGUUGUGGCUGAGAAGCUUAACAAGUAGGACUGUCACUCACAGUUUUGCAUUUGAUGAGUUUGUAAUUUUAUAGAAAUAAUGGAAUGGUUUACACAAAAGGAAACAGAUUGGAGGAAUUUAAAAAAACUAACCCAAACAGGGUUCAUUUUUAAGUUAGGAUAAAUCCACAUCAUCUGUAAAUGGUCACAAUGUAAUGUGUCCUUGUUAAGUUGUAAACUGUGCUAGGAUUCCUUCUAACAGGUGUACUGUUUGGUACAAGAUUUUCAUUUUGGUUGUUUUAGUCCCUUUAUAGGAUGAGUGAGAAUUCAGCAAUGACAUAAUCUGAAAUAAUUCACUGUGUAGGUACAGGAAUAGAGUGGCUGGAUCCCUGUUUAAUUAGUUCUGUUUAAUUAGUUCAGUGGCUUUAAUUAAGUUUCAAACUAGUGUGUGAGAAUAGAAGCCAGACAGUAGGAUGUGAGAACAGGGGUCAGACAGUAGGAUGUGAGAACAGGGGUCAGACAGUAGGAUGUGAGAACAGGGGUCAGACAGUAGGAUGUGAGAACAGGGGUCAGACAGGGGGUGAGAAUCGGAGUCAGACAGUAGGGGUUGGGAAGUAGGGUGUGAUAACAGGGGUCAAGAAUUGAGGUAUGAGAACAGGGGUCAGGCAGUAGGGUUUCACAUGGGAUGACAUCAAGUGUGAAAACACCAACUAGUAAAGAAAGUUUUAUUUUCUUUUUUAUUAUGUACUGAUGGUGAAAACAUCAUUAUAUUCCUGAUUACAUGUGCUUUUAAAGAAAUAAACCUUCUUUACUAGAUUAAAUAUAAGCUUAUUAGUUGUUAAAUUAGUUUCAAAUGUCAUUUCUAACGCCUGUGAAAUAGAUGUAAAUACAAGGCCUUCUAGUCAGGCCAAUGUCUUAGUUUGUAAUGAAUGAACUACAAAGUUUGUUCACUGAUUAAACUUGACUUAAAUUGCCAAUGAAAUAAAAUUUUAAAAGAAGUAAAUUUGUUAAAAUAAAAUACUGAUUGCACUUCAUUUUUCCAUUUUCAAGCUGUUACUCUUAUUCUGUCUACCAAUUCUGUCGAGUAGUUGGAUUAGCUGGGUGCAUCACCAGAGUUGUUGGUUGUUUUACUAGGGCACAUAACAUUUCACGCCAAUGUAACAUUUGCUCCGUCAUUGCCAGUGUGCUAUCAGUCUAUAUUUCAAUUCAUUUAUCAACAAACGAUUCUAAGCAUAAAGUAUGAUUAAGUUUAAACCUAAAAAUAACAUGGAACAUUAUCCCCGUCUGUUGCUCUAUUAGUUAUUAUUUUUUUUUUAAAGGAAAAUUUCCAUCAAAAUCAUUUCUAUUCUUGUUUUUAUGGUAGCUUUGUCAUGUUUCAAUCAAUUCAUAGAAUCCACUUGCUUGAUGUCUGGUAGUUAUGUCAUGUUUCAAUCAAUUCAUAGAAUCCACUUGCUUGAUGUCAUCCACCAUAUAGUUUUGUUGUACAGCUUGACAUUGACUAUUCCUUACUGCAGCACAUUUCAAUGUGUGGCAGUACUAGAGCAUGGAUUCAUGCUUGUGAUACUAACACGGCCCUCCCUCUCACGAUAGCUGUGAGUGUAAAUGUGAUGACAUUUCAGCAACAGUGAAUUCAGAGGCUUAGGAAACAUUUCAGAAAUGAGUUUGAGAGUAGAUUGAAUUCUGCUUUGAAAAUGUUAAUUUUAGUCUUUCUGAUUUCAUUGCAUAUUUUUUUGUUAGAACACAUGAAAAAUUUCUUGACAUUGCACAUGGAAUUACUUUAAAUCAUUUCAAUGUAAUUUUGUUUUGUAUCAAUGCAAUGAGAAUGGGGAAAUAUCCAUUACCAGUUGCAUGUAUCAAUAAUAAAUGUUUUAAAAUAAUAUUGUUUAAAAUAAAAAAAGUUCUUAUGUUAGGAACAAUUUUAAUUUUACAUGAAUUUUUUUUUUCAAAGCUAGCUUCUUGUAAAUAAUAUCGAGCUAUACUGUAUAGUAGAUUGACUUGCACCACAGAGAUAAACACUGCCACAUAUGGACUUAAAGUUGAGUUAUUGUGUGUUUGCUACUCUGCAUUUAUCAUUUAUGGCAUGAGCUAAUAAAAUUAUCAUUUAUUUACUCUUACAAAGCUUUCAUCUCUCAUUCUUUCAAUACACGUUCCCGUUUGUUAUUUUGUAAGUUGUGCGAUAAAGCAGUUACUUUUAGAGGCAGACUGAAUUUUUGGAUUCGGUUUCAGCGCGGAAAGUUACCAUUUGAUCACUUUUGGCCUAGUUUUGGUUUCGGCUGAAACAGAAACGUUAACUUUUGGUUUUAUUUUGGUUUUGGCAGAAAGUGAUUGAGGUUUUCGGUCAUCUACCAGAAGUCAGACUGCCUGUCUGUCUCUAGGCCAGCAUUCAGAUAUUCAUUAUUGCUGGAUUUCUUGCUGUCAUAAUAUGUUACAUGACUAAUACUCUGCGAAAACUGCUCACAGCUGCAUGAUGACCUACUGUCCUGUAUAUCCAAAAUUGAAUUUUCAAUUAGGCCUAGACAAAUGUAAACAGUUUUGUGGAUGGCAAGCUAAUGGAAUGGUAAUAUUUAAAUUAUUAUUUUUGUUUUAAUUUUAAAAACUAUAACAUUUGGAACCCUAGGUGUAUUUUUAUUUUAGUUAGUUGACAUGUUUUUAAUAAUUGUAAAGUGCUUAGAGCUUUAAGGUAAGUGCUAUAUAAAAAUGCCUAAAUAAAUAAAUAAAUAAAUAUUCAAUUCAUUCAUUUGUGAUAUUCAUCUUAUUUAUCAUUUAAUGCUCAUCAACGUUGUCAUGGUCAAUGGUUAGUCUAAUAAUAUUGCAUAAUCCUAGGGAAUGGUAAUAUUACUAUUUCCA